AUGGAGACAAUACACCAGCCCCAAUUCCCAUCCGACCUCACAGCCGUACACGUUGCCCUCUUCAUUGACGUGUUCAACGCCGCCGCACUCAAAGCACGCAUCGUACGUGCCGCCACCCUCACCGGCCCCGAGGGCGACGCAGAGCGCGAGGCCCUCAACUUUGCGUUCGUCGAUGCCAGCCUCAUAACAAGCGCGCUCCACCUCCAGACUGCAAUCAGCCAAGCCUCACUAGCAGCAGCACAGAACACACUACGGACAAAGACCGUCCACUCCGAGAUCCUGUGGGCUCUUUGUCCGACAAAUAAUAUCAGCGAGGCAAUCCGCAGAUACGGCAUCUCUGACACCUCCAAGGCCCUCUUUGUCGUGCGCGUGGACUCCGCUAGCGUCGGAGACGUCGAAGAGAGGAUGAGAGGCGUCGUUGAAGGUAGGGUGGUCCCGCUGAGCACCCUCGCGGAGCUUGUGGAUUGGCAAGCCGUCAAGAAGUAUAACAAAUUGAAUACGGAACCAGCUGUCAAGAAAGCAGCUAACGUGGACGCAGAACAUGCGAUCAUCGACAACAUUGUCAUCAGCUCGGUCGCGUCCAAAGGCGUCAUGGCAUAAAUGUUCUAGUACAGCCGAUCCGGAAAAGCUUGUCCGGGAGUAAAGUAGGCCAAAUAAUGCAAAUUAAUCCCGAAAAAUUGCGGGAAUG
Messenger RNA from Coniophora puteana RWD-64-598 SS2, 688 nucleotides. Its product is annotated as CGI-121-domain-containing protein. Bases 1 to 600 code for a protein of 199 amino acids. Gene Ontology annotation, cellular component: EKC/KEOPS complex; nucleus; cytosol. The record is from RefSeq and is a predicted model, not a curated record. The transcript is spliced from 4 exons. NCBI's taxonomy places the organism in Eukaryota, Fungi, Basidiomycota, Agaricomycetes, Boletales, Coniophoraceae. Gene Ontology annotation, biological process: telomere maintenance via recombination; tRNA threonylcarbamoyladenosine modification.